AUGACGCGGUCGACGUACCGUGUGCUCCUGAGGGCGCCGCAAGCGGCAAUCUAUGAGCGACUCGGGAGCUGUUUGGCGUCAUCCUGCGCUGCCCAGGGCGCCUCGUUGUCUUCCGCGCCCCACGCCGCUGCGGUGCCGAUGGCCAACCGUCGGAUGCUGUCAAUCCGCGCCUGGAGUAGGGUUCAUUCCUGGGUCGCGAGCAGUCGGCCUACCGCGUCGAUCCCAGGCUUCCCGAGCCCGGCGCAGGGGCGCGGCAUCAAAACGCGCGCGCUGGACCUCAAGAAGGGAUCCGUGUUCGUCGACAACGGCACGAUGUACAUCGUGGCUUCAACCACGCACAAGAAGGGCCAGGCGCGACAGAAGGGCAACGUCGAGCUCGCCCUCAAGGAGAUCAAGACCGGGACCAAGGCCUCGCGCACCUUCUCCUCCUCUGACUCGGUGGAGGAGGUGGACGUGCCCGUGGAGCCGCACACGAUCCUGUACGUGGACGGCGAGGGCGUGCACGCCAUGCACGAGGAGACCUUCGAGCAGCUAGCGCCCCUGGACGGGGACCUCUUCGGGCCGCUCCUCCCGCUGAUGACGGACGGCGUCCGCGUCGGGCUGCGGAUGCACGACGGGGUGCCGGUCGGGGUCGUGCCGCCCGACAUCGUCACCGCGGAGGUCGAUACGGUGCCGCCCACAUCGACCGGGUCCUCGGUGGACAAGGCGGCGAAGCGUGUGCGGCUCGUGGGCGGCCACGAGCUGUCCGUGCCUGACUACAUCGCCCCCGGGGACAAGAUCGUCGUGCGCACGUCCGACCUGGCGUACAGCAGGCGGGCAAACGAGGACAAGAAGCGGUCGACGUGA
This is a messenger RNA of Pedinophyceae sp. YPF-701, 846 nucleotides long. The record is from the annotation of a GenBank genome assembly. NCBI's taxonomy places the organism in Eukaryota, Viridiplantae, Chlorophyta, Pedinophyceae.